AUGCUCAAGAGAGUUAUUGCGAGGGCAAGCCUCCCCAAGUCGUUGGAUGUACUGCCGCUUUUUUCUUUUUCGAAGAAGGGCAAGGGUGGUAUCGAGAAGGUUGCUGGUGACAGCCAAGUAAAAUCCCUUGUGUCCCACCCAAAAUGCGUGUCGGCACAUUUUUGCAAUCCUAAGGACCACUCUGAAGCUUUACGUGAAGACGACGAUGGAGGUGAUGUGGAUAAACACGACGCAGUGGAUGUGCCUUUUGGUUUCCGUGAUGCACCGGGGAAUAUUUUGUUGGAUCCGGAGCGGCGGCGCCUCUUUGCCGGCAUUGGUGAGAAACCAACGGUGCGGGACUAUCGCCUAGCCGUGACGGCUGCUGUACGCGAAGCGUCUAAGUUAAAAGCAUCAGCACUGGUUAUGCGUUCUCUGCCAAAUGUGCUGUAUUCGGUUGGAGACUUGUUUCAGCCUGCGAGCGCUCUCCCGGCGGAGGACGUAGCUGAAAAAACGGUUACUUAUGCCGUCGCGGCGGCGUAUCGGUACGACCGAUUUCUAUCGAAGGCUAAAGGUGGCUUGCCCCCUCCGAGCCGUGGUAGGCGAAAUAAGGCGGUUGCAGAAGGGAGUCAUGAGCAGUUGAAUUUAAUUAUUGACUGCGGGGACAAGACUUCUAUUGCCAGUGGAAAUAUCAUUGGACAUUGCAUAAAUGACGCACGAAACCUGGGUAAUCUUCGUGAGGAUGAGGGCACUCCGCAGUUUUACUGUGAGUGGAUUCAUCAGGAACUGGCCCCACUUGGCAUUAAGGUGCAGAACGUGUUGCACGGAGAGCAGCUUGAGAAGGCGGGGUUGAACCUCAUAUACAACGUUGGAAAGGGGUCAAAACACACGCCUUAUUUGGUUGUGUUUGAGUACGUCGGUGACAAGAGGAGCAAUAAGGCAACUGCCCUCGUGGGCAAGGGUGUUACAUUUGAUUGCGGUGGUCUUAACAUUAAACCAUUCGGGUCGAUGGAGACGAUGCACAUGGAUAUGAUGGGUGCAGCCACGGUUAUGGCUACGAUGAAGGCUAUCGCCGAACUUCAACUACCAGUUAACGUUGUGGCCGCCGUUGGGCUCGCGGAAAACGCGAUCGGUCCAAGCAGCUACCACCCAUCAUGCAUUUUGACUAGCCGCAAAGGACUAAGUGUUGAGGUGUUGAACACGGAUGCCGAGGGGAGGCUUGUACUUGCUGACACACUGACUUACCUUCAGAAGGACGCUAAACUAGUGAAGAAGGCCGAUACGAUCAUCGACAUUGCGACCCUCACAGGCGCAAUUGUUGUCGGCCUUGGGAGCCGGCGUGCAGGUCUCUUUGGCAACGACAUCGCGCUGGUGCAGCAGCUUAUGGCUAGCGGGCGAAGCAGUGGGGAGGAGGUUUGGCCGAUGCCCAUCGGGGAUGAACACCAGAGGGCGAUCAAAGGGAAUAUUGCCGACCUUGUUAACGUACCGAGCGUGCGUGAGGGCGGUUCCUGCACUGCAGCGGCGUUCCUAAGCAACUUUGUGGAGAAAGAUGUGAAAUGGGCGCAUCUUGAUAUUGCAGGUUCGGGGAUGGGGACCGACAAGCCAAGGGGAUUCCAACCAGCGGGGGCACCCGGAUUUGGUGUUGAGCUUCUGGUGGACUACUUUCGCCAGCACGUCAUGGCUUCUUCAAAGGGAGUGUCGACGGGUAAGGAUGGAAGCCACGGUGAUGCGGAAGAGUCUACUCAAGAAGAGGGUGCUAAUGCUGAAGUGAGUGAGGAAAAUACCAAAAGAUCUAAGACCAGCGCAGGUGGAAAGAAGUUAACGAAAAAUGCCGAACCGAAGGAAGGAAAGGGCAAAGAAGCAAAACCCAACGUGAAGGGUACGAAAGGUGGCAGAAAGGUUGGAGAAAAAGGCACGGAAGGCAAAGGAAAAGCGGCCAGCCCGGCUGAAAAGAAGAGGGUGAAAAAGGCACCUGCGGCCAAGCAGGGUCGCCGGGCAGUGAAGGGGAACCCGAAAGGAAAGAAAAGGUCUGGCAAUUGA
Molecule: messenger RNA, 2016 nt
Organism: Trypanosoma brucei brucei TREU927
Lineage: Eukaryota; Euglenozoa; Kinetoplastea; Trypanosomatida; Trypanosomatidae
Product: cytosolic leucyl aminopeptidase, putative
Exons: 1
Coding region: 1-2016 (671 amino acids)
Biological process (GO): proteolysis
Cellular component (GO): cytoplasm
Molecular function (GO): metalloaminopeptidase activity; manganese ion binding
Source: RefSeq, a predicted model, not a curated record